CUACAGGACAUGUGGAGCAUUACGUUACAAUACCCCAGCAGGUCAUGGGUGGAGCUUUGCUGGUGUCAACUGGGUGGGAACAACAACAGGUGAAAUACAAGUAUGGAUGGAGAUGGGUGGAGUGAAACAGAGGAAGAGAAAGCAGGAGCAGAGAGCACAAGUCAGUCAGGAGAAACAGGUAGAUGUCGUAAAGUUUUCAACAUAGUUUUGAUCAUCUCUGCAAAGGCAUAUUCUUCUUCAGACCUCCCCAGUAUUUUUGAAGAUGGCAAGGAACCUUGUUUUUACAGCAUCAACACUGAACAUUGGACUGGAUGUGCGAGUCUGACUGCACAGCCCGCUGGAAUGGAGCAAGAAGACUGCUUCGAUUUCUUGUUCAAGAUUAUUUUAAUUGGAGACACAGAUGUUGGAAAAACAUCUGUGAUUCAGAGAUUUAAGACUGGGAACUUCUCUGAGAGGCAGCAGAGCACUAUCGGAGUGGACUUCAUUGUUCGAACCCUCAACAUCCAAGGCAGAAAAAUAAAGAUGCAGGUUUGGGACACAGCAGGACAGGAGCGUUUCCGCACCAUCACACAGAGCUACUACCGCAGUGCUCAUGCAGCUAUGAUCACCUACGAUAUCACUCGCAAAUCCACGUUCGACUCUGUACCACAGUGGAUCAAAGAGAUGGAGCAGUAUGGAGCUGCCAAUGUCCUAAUGGCCAUCAUAGGUAACAAGUGUGAUCUGGAGUCUGAGAGAGAGGUUGAGUUUAAUGAAGUGUGCACACUAGCGAAGCAAAAAGGUAUUGUAGUAGCACUGGAAACCUCAGCAAAGGAAGCCCAGAAUGUGGAUCAGGCCUUUAUUGUGAUGGCACGUGAGCUACUGGCGAGCAAUGGACUGGCUGUAAAGGAGGACGGUUAUUACAUGGAUUCUCCACACAUUUUACUGCAAUCCAACACCAAAACAAUUAACAGUCCCACAAACACAGUGGAGAAAAAGACAUGCGGGUGUUAACACUGGACUUUUAAGUUUACACUUUUUUUGAUUACAAUUUUUGUUCAUUCCAUACUAAAGCGAGUUCAUUUUAAUUACAAACUACUUUCGUCUCACUGUCUGACACCAUUUUACUGUCGUUGGUGAAAACUAAUACUACAAAUAUAUAUUUUCCACAUCAGACUACAACAAUAAAUAAAUAAAUAAAUAAAUGAAUGAAUGAAUAAAGCAAGGCAGACAUAGUUAACAGGUUAACCUCUCAAUAGCAGCACUUUUAGUAAGUUUAUUCACACAGCUGACUGAUAUACAUCAAGCACAUUAUAAACAGGGUAUACUUUAUGUAGUAACACCAGUAAUAUUACUCUGUAGCACGGUGCCAGACAAACAACUGGGGUUUACAAAUAAAGGAAAUGAUAAAGCUGAA
This is a messenger RNA of Tachysurus vachellii, 1393 nucleotides long. RefSeq names its product ras-related protein Rab-19-like. Gene Ontology annotation, molecular function: GTP binding; GTPase activity. The coding region runs from base 103 to 990 and encodes 295 amino acids. Gene Ontology annotation, cellular component: trans-Golgi network. The transcript is spliced from 4 exons. The record is from RefSeq and is a predicted model, not a curated record. NCBI's taxonomy places the organism in Eukaryota, Metazoa, Chordata, Actinopteri, Siluriformes, Bagridae.